Molecule: messenger RNA, 2305 nt
Organism: Capsaspora owczarzaki ATCC 30864
Lineage: Eukaryota; Filasterea; Ministeriida; Capsasporidae
Exons: 3
Coding region: 566-2236 (556 amino acids)
Source: RefSeq, a predicted model, not a curated record
CUUCUACACCCCCACCCCACCCCCUAACCCUCCAACUCUUCCAUUUCAAAAAAACCAUCGUACAAAAAGCGAAAUACAAACUUUUUUUUUUUUUGUUUGUUUGUGUUCUUUUUCCCCCCUCUUUGCUUUGCUUCCUCCACUGCUUGUUCCGCCAAGGGGACAACAAACUAGCAUCCACAUCUCCCGCUGCUUCGAACCGAUUCCCUUCGUUCGGACUGUACAUAACCUUCGCACGCUGGAGAGUGUUUGGGUCUAGUUCAGCAAACAAUACGUUUGGUUUGUUGAAAGUGCGCGCUCGCGAUUUUCUGGUCGCCUCUGCUUGCUCAUCAGCCAAUUUGCCCCCCCCCUACCGCCUCCGCUGGCCUCGAUUCGCUUUCGCUCUGUUGCGUGAUUGCACACGUCUCCUGGUCUGGUCUGAUCUCCCAUUCCGUCCCAUUCCGUCGCUCUCCAAUCGAUUGAUCGCUCAACAAUCCGUUUUCGCGUCAUCAAGUUUAUUCCCCCCGAUCAGUCACUCUUUUUUUGUUCUCCCGCCUUCCCGCCUUUCCGUGCCAUUGUGACCAAAGCCAUGAGUGCCCGCAAACUCAAAGUCAUGCUCAACCGCGCGGUGAAGCAGCAGCUGCCGACCCCGCACAGCACUACCGUUCGUACGUCCCCAGCAGCCCCGUCUGGCGAUCUCCAGACUGCCUCUGCUCCCGCGCCCACAGUGAACGAGUUGCUCGCUCGUUACCGAGCACAGGACCCACGACACAAGUCGAAGGCUCAAGUCUCAGAGGCCAGCAACGCUUUGUCGUCCGUUGAGCGCCUCAGUGCCCAUAUUCUUCAAGACGAGCGUCGCGCACGCGAGGCCCUGUUGGAUCGUGCUCGUCGCGCCGUUGCAGCCGGACCCCCUGCGCCGAAAUCCUGGAACUUACUUCGCGAAAUUUGCGUCCGACGGAGCAGCAGAGGCUCUUCUGCUGCAAACUCGCCCCCUGGGACAGUGCCAAUGCUUGAGACGCUCGCGGCUCGGAAGGUCGCGCAGAUGCUGCCCACCCUUUCUGUCACGGACUUGCAGGAUUUGUACUGGGCGCCCAUCCUGAUCCGGGAGAUUGUGUAUCAGUCGGCCAUCCGUGCUGGCACCUUGACGGAUGACGUGCUCGUAGUGCUGCUCCAUCUCGACGACGGUUACCGCUCGGUGGACGUGUCCAACAACUCGUCGGUGACGAACGCCGGUCUGCUGAGUGUUCUUCCGCCGGCCGCCGACCCAGACGCCGAAAGCCUUGCUGAUCUCGAAACCUGGGAAGAUUUGUUCGAUGAUGUUGGCGGCUUGGAUCAGCACGAGCAGUGUCGCUCGAUUGUCCUCCCAGUAACGCCUGCCGCCAGUCCCGUGGGUUCGAUCAGCGCGGCCCCGAUCGCCAUUCCGCUGCAGCAGCCUGCUUCUACCUCCUGCCAACAGUCCCACGGGCAGGAGUCGCCGAGUGGAAGCUUGCCCAGUCGACCCGGUUCUUCCUGGAAUCGCGACGCGUGCUCUGAGGCUGGACGCCACGUCUCUACCCCGACCGCAAUACGUCGAGUACCACCCCGCCGCUCCCGGGACCCGUUGCAACAGCUGCAGUUUGAUAUGGAUGACGUGUUGGAGGACGUUUCUUCGGCGCCCGAGCUGCCCAUCAGCAACCGCGAAGCCAAGCCCGCCGCUGGCAGUAGUACCGCCAAGAGUUCCGACUGCGCCGAUGCAGGUCUGGGACAACGACCGCGCGGCCGUUCUCAAUCCCAGCCAGCGUUGACGUUGGGUCGUCGGCAAGUCUCGACAUCAGCGCCCUCGUCGGCCACGGCCUUGUCCACGUCGCCACCCAUGCCGCGAGGGAUUGGCGGGUUUUCUCUGCGUGCCUGCACCGUUCAUAUCGUGACGCUUGACAUGUCUUUCAGCCUGGGCAUUAUCGGCGGAGGGGCCUUUGUGCGACAACUGGCUGAGCGCCUCCCUGCGUUGGCUGAUUUGCGCAUUGCCGGCUGCUUUGAUGAAGAGACCGGGCCUGAGACGCUCUUAACUAUAUUCGGGGCAUUGACCAACCUUGUCUAUCUCGAUGCGAGCAAAAACUACUGGCUUUCGGGCGCCGAACUGGACUAUCUGGUUCGAAAGACGCCGCCUCCUCAGUCGCUGCUUCCACGGCUGAGUGCGUUUGUGCUUGCAGGCUGCCCCAUGCUGCGACACGAGCAUUUGCAUGCGUUGGCUGUGGCUCGUCCGAGUUUACAAAUUCUGUGACCUCGAGUUUUUUUUUUUUUCUUGUUCCUUUGGCAUUGCAAUACAAAAAUCAGGCCAACAUCCUUUACC